Sus scrofa (pig) is the source of this 2375-nucleotide messenger RNA. It is a transcript of the gene CBX3, whose product is annotated as chromobox 3. NCBI's taxonomy places the organism in Eukaryota, Metazoa, Chordata, Mammalia, Artiodactyla, Suidae. Gene Ontology annotation, cellular component: nucleus. The record is from RefSeq and is a predicted model, not a curated record.
GUGUCUUUAUUUUCCCCUACCUUUCACUCCGUGGUCUUGCUUCAGAUACCACUUGCGCCCCAGAGACCCUCCCCCCAGUUCCCCGCUUCCCAUCCUUCCCGGCCCGACCCCGAGUCGGAGCUGGCGGGAAGGAAACAGGCGAAUGGAGACCCCGCGGUGGGCCUGGUGCUGGGCCGGUGUCUCUAGUUGGUCGAGGGGACGAGACUGCUCGUUAUGAGGUUGAGAACUGUGGCGACAGCUGCCUUAUUUGUAGACAAAGCGCGUUUCUUCCUCCCCUCCCCCAUCCCGGAGCUACAUGAGGGGUCCUCCUCCCUCUCCCGGACUCGGUCGGCGACUCGGGCCUCCAGGGAGGGCUGUGCAUUCUCCCGCAUCCGUGCGGCCCGAAGUCCGGAGGCAGCGGCGGGCGCUCCGUUACGAGGCCGCCUUCGGGUCGGGGAGGCGCGGGCCCCGUGGCGCAGUGCCCUUGAGCCCCCGCGCCGCGGCCUUUGUUUCUCCCCGCGGAUGCGCUGACCAUGCGGCCCGCGCUCGCGUGUGGGGGGCGGGGGCCGGGCUCGAAGGCCUUAUUAAGCCGGGUGGGGCUGGGGCUUAAGGGCAGCGGCUGAACGUCCGGAAAGAGUAAUAGCUCUUCAAGUCUGCAAUAAAAAAUGGCCUCCAAUAAAACUACAUUGCAAAAAAUGGGAAAGAAACAAAAUGGAAAAAGUAAAAAAGUUGAAGAGGCAGAGCCUGAAGAAUUUGUUGUAGAAAAAGUACUGGACCGACGUGUAGUGAAUGGGAAAGUGGAAUAUUUCCUAAAGUGGAAGGGGUUUACAGAUGCAGACAAUACUUGGGAACCUGAAGAAAAUUUGGAUUGUCCAGAGUUAAUUGAAGCAUUUCUUAAUUCUCAAAAAGCUGGUAAAGAAAAAGAUGGAGCAAAAAGAAAGUCAUUAUCUGACAGUGAAUCUGAUGAUAGCAAAUCAAAGAAGAAAAGAGAUGCUGCUGAUAAACCAAGAGGUUUUGCCAGAGGUCUUGAUCCAGAACGAAUAAUUGGUGCCACAGACAGCAGUGGAGAAUUAAUGUUUCUCAUGAAAUGGAAAGAUUCAGAUGAGGCGGACUUGGUGCUGGCAAAAGAGGCAAAUAUGAAGUGUCCUCAAAUUGUAAUUGCUUUUUAUGAAGAGAGGCUAACUUGGCAUUCUUGUCCAGAAGAUGAAGCUCAAUAAUUGUUUGCAUUGCUUUUUAUAUAUAUUUAUACAUAUAUAUAAAAUCUGGGUCUCAGUUUUUUUUGAUUAUUAGUGUGAAGAAAUAAUGACAUUCUAAUGAAAAUCAAGUUUGAUAUGUUCGUUUUGAAGUAGUAUUGGGCAAGUUGUUGGGGAUUUUUGUUUUUUGCAUCUGUAGCACUGGUUACUUUGAACAAAUAAAAGCUUUCUGUAGUUGCUUCCUUUAGCAGAAAAGAACAUUUGAUACUAUGGUAUAUUAUUUCCUCGGCAUUAGAGAACAGCUUUUCUAAAUGUUGGGGAAAAUCUAUAGUCAUUGCUCAAUCAGAAUUUAGAAUUUGCAUUUAACUCAUAAAUGCUUAAGGACCAUUCUGGGUUUUUCAUGUGUGUAUACAUAAAAUACAUAAAUAUGUGGCUUGGGGUUUUUUUGUUUUGGGGUAUUUUUUAAUACAUUUACCAAAACAAAAAUAGCAUUUCACAACCAUGCAUAAUCCCAUGUUUCCGGGAUUCCAUAAUUUUAAGCAAUAUAAGAAAUCAUUUCGACUUAAACUGAAAUUUUUCAAGUCUUAACAUUUCAAAUUAAUUUUGUAAUUAAUUGGACAACUUUAAACAAUUUAAAUUGGACACUUUAAAGCAGCCAUAUCAGAAUCUGUAUCCAUAUCUACAGUCAUAUAAAUGCAGUUUUAUAUCAGAAUCCCUAAAAGGAAAAUUUUAUCACUACCAACAGCCUCCCCACUCAAAUGAAAAAACUAGAAAAAUCCUACUGUGUUUUAAAUAAGCCAAGCAACACUUAGUUAAAUGGACAUUUAAAGGUUCCUUCUGGUGAACCAUUACUUUACAAGAAGUUAAAAUCCCUGUGCUGUAUUAUAUUGACUGAAAUGCCAUGAUACAUGGAAUUUCUAAGACUUGUUCAUGGAAAUCUAAUCAGUUAAGUUAGCAAUUGAAGACCUGCAGGAAUAAAUGGAGUAAACUUUUGUAAUCUAAACUUCACCUGCAUGUUUUUUCUUUACCCCAACCCAUUUCUUAACUGUAGGCUCAGUCUUCUCAGUAUUUGGGUUACUGGUUCAGCAGAAGCCAGGAAAAACAAUAAUUUUGUAGUAAUCAGAAUGUUACUCAAUUGUAUAUUGUUUACUUUAUUGUAAAUAUUGGUGAACAGUGGUCAAUAAAUAGUUUUAUAUUCCUUUA